Cokeromyces recurvatus is the source of this 1575-nucleotide messenger RNA. RefSeq lists its product as uncharacterized. The transcript has 2 exons. Gene Ontology annotation, cellular component: SCF ubiquitin ligase complex. Gene Ontology annotation, molecular function: protein binding. NCBI's taxonomy places the organism in Eukaryota, Fungi, Mucoromycota, Mucoromycetes, Mucorales, Mucoraceae. The record is from RefSeq and is a predicted model, not a curated record. The coding region runs from base 1 to 1575 and encodes 524 amino acids. Gene Ontology annotation, biological process: SCF-dependent proteasomal ubiquitin-dependent protein catabolic process.
AUGUUAAUUAAUGAAUUGCCUUCCGAAAUUUUACUUCAAAUCUUGCAACAUGUUGUUGAACCAUAUACUUGUUCUUCCAAAAGAGAUAUCUUAGAAUGCGCAUUAGCUUGUCGAAUAUGGAGUUAUUAUUCAUUACAACUAUUAUGGCAUAAACCCAUUAUUUUAAAACCACAAACAUGGCUUAAAUUCUCUAAAACGAUCUCUCUUAAUCAUACUUAUCUGCCUUAUGCCUCUCUCGUACGACGUCUUAAUUUAUCUGCAGUAACUGACUAUAUCAAUGAUGAAUCGUUGGAAGCGCUAAGUCGGUGUCAAUAUCUUGAUCGUGUGGCCUUUAUGGGCUGCACAUAUAUUACAAAUCCAGGUUUUAUUCACUUUUUGAAACAGAAUGUGGGUCAUUAUUUAUUAUCAUUGGAUCUAUCUGAAAUUAAACAUUUAUCAGAUGAAGCUAUCUUGGCUAUUGCCGAGACAUGCCAACAACUGCAAGGAUUGAAUAUUAGUGUAAAUAACAGAGACGAUGAAUUAUUAGGAAUCACAGAUAAAAGUAUUGUUAAACUGGCUGAAAGCUGUAAAUAUUUAAGACGAAUUCGUUUGUCUAAUUGGAAAUUAUUAAGUGAUGAAUCUAUUAUUGCACUUGCUACUCAUUGCCCAGCUCUUUUAGAAAUUGAUGUUGUCAAUAGCGCAAUCACAAACGAAUCACUCUUGAGAAUAUUUUCUUCUUGUCGAGAAUUGAGAGAAUUAAAAAUCAAUUAUUGUGAGAAUUUGGAUGAUCAGGGAUUUAUUAGGUCAGCACUAAAUACAAAGCCUAUCUAUCCUGAAUAUUAUUUUGAUCAACUUCGUAUUCUGGAGAUGACAAAUGUCAACAUCACUGAUCAAGCUAUUGACUGCAUCACAAUGGCAGCUCCCAAGAUUCGUAACUUUAUACUUAAUAAAUGUGUCCAUCUCACUGAUGAAGCUGUCAAAUUCAUUUCACGUCUAGGACGUUUUCUUCAUUAUCUUCAUUUAGGUUAUUGUAGAAAUAUUACGGAUGCAGCUAUUACACAACUUGCAAUACGUUGUAACCGUAUUCGUUAUAUCGAUCUCGCCAGCUGCCAGAGAUUAGGUGACGAAACGGUCCUAGCCUUAUCAACACUACCUAAACUGAAACGUAUUGGACUUGUUCGUUGUAAUCGUAUCACUAGCCAAGGUAUCCUGACACUUACACAUCCUGUUCGCACUGCCACCACACUUGAACGUAUUCAUUUGUCUUAUUGUGAUCAACUUUCAGUACAAGCUAUUUCAAUGCUUGUCUCGCAUUGCCGUCGUCUUACUCAUCUAAGUUUAUCCUAUAUUCCUGCCUUUCAAAAUCAACUAGCCAUCCGAAGAUUUUCUCGACCACCGCCUAAAGAAUAUACAGCAGAACAACGAAGAACAUUCUGUGUAUUUAGUGGCCAAAAUAUACAUGACUUGAGACAUUAUUUCAAGUCACCUGAAUAUUUAAACCAAACUGAAAUAAAUCAUUCUCGAUUUUAUUAUCACUAUUACCAUCCUCACCAACGAAUAGAAGAUUUACAGGAACAUUUACAACAACAAAAUUAA